GUCAGCCCCACUUCAGAAGAGUUCAGGCUUCACUCACAGCGUGGGAAAAAAGAGAAAAACCUCAAGACAUCAUUUAUUUUGCGCGGAGCAAUACAACAAGCUUAUCUAACAUAAAGGGUUAGCAUACCAAAAAGCAAAGCCAUUUCAGGCAGGAUCUUUAUUUUAGGAACAUCCCAGGAGCCCCUUCCACUUUUGUCCAGGUGGUGUGUCCUUCUCCAGGGGGUGUGAAAGAGCUUCACGAGCUCCACGAUGCGCGCGCUUCUCCCUCUCAGCCUGUAUUGCAUCAGCCUCCUGUGCCUCCAACUUCACGCGCUCCCGCUGCAUGGAAACAGGUUGGACUUCAAGACAAUCUUACAUCAGCUGAGGGAAGGAAGCUCUGCCUUCCCAGACUCUGAUCCAUCCUCUGAUGAUCCCACUAAUGCCCCAGCUGUACCUUUGGACAGAACUUCUUUAUGGCGAGCCUUACUCUAUAAAAACCCACCUGCAUCGUCACAGGAGUUGACAAGUGCUCUCAACCCAACUGCGAAUUCUGUUGAGCGAGGAUCAGAGUUAAACCAAAGAAGCCCCAGAGGUCGUCGCAAUGCACAUGUUCGGGGUCAUCAUCACCAACAUGGCCAGCUGAUGCGCGUCGGGUGUGUCCUGGGCACGUGCCAGGUACAGAAGCUCAGCCAUCGCCUCUACCAGCUGGUUGGCCAGACUGGACGUGAAGACUCAGCUCCUAUAAACCCACAUAGCCCACAUAGUUAUGGAUGAUCUUCAGAGAGGCUACGGCCCAAACCGAAACCCCAACAAAACAGCUCUACUUGCAUUUGAGCUCUAUUUUUUGCUAAUAGCUUUAGAUUACUGUCGAAUUUCCUCUUUUUCCUUUCUGCUUGUGCUUUACACUUUCAUCAUGCAUAAAUUAAAGUGCCUUUUUUUGAGAAGAAAGGAUCUGAUGUUACUGAUAUACAUGGCUAAAUCAUUUUUUCUCUGCCCUCUUUUCACAACAAACAAGGACUUUCCUUGACUUUGGCCUCAAAUUGGAUGUCUUGAGUUCUUUAGAGACAUUUUGACAUUGUAAUCCCUUUAAUCCCUUCUGCGUAAAAAGUGCCACUUUGGAUUUUUGGAUCUCGUCUAUGAUGCUAAGUAACCUCUCAUCAUCUACAAACACGAGGAUUUCACUUAAGAUAGUUAACAUCAGAUAUGGACUUAAUUCAGGAGCGUGAUGGAAUUUCUGCCAAAUUAAGGUGGUGCUGAACUUUUAUCUCUUCUCUCGAAUCUCCAAAUCUUAAAAGCAAUGAGUGUACCCAUUGCAGCUUGGGAAAAUAUUCCCAUAGUGAGUAGAAGAGAUCUUGUCCCUUUGAUUUGAAGACCACCAGCCCACCAUGUCAAGAAAUUCACAUCUCUAGUUGCUCUCUUUAGAAUGUCAGAACAGACAUUUUAUUUGAAAAAAGAUGAUCUUGAUUCCAUUUUCCUGCAUAAAUCAUGGGCAGUUGGUUGUGGCCACUAAGGUAUUGUUUUUGCCGUAACACUCAGUGAAACACUGAAGCAGAUUAUCACUGCUGUGGCACAGCUUUUUAUGAUUCUUGGACUGAUAUUCGUUAACACAUUCAUGAAUUGUGAAGUGACGAUAAAACCUCGAGCAACGUUUAAUGAGCUGGUUAUAAUCCCUUCGGUUCUUUCCUACUAGAACCCUGCUGGGCUUAGCGUCAUAAACAAACGAUGGCUUGAUCCCAAGCAAUUCCUAACAGGUGAUUAAAACACACACAUUUGGACAGACACCAAUCAAAUUAGCCCUUGCUUAUAUCAUUCAUAAUUUACAAAGUGAAAAAUGACAUCAUUCUAGGAAUUAAUUGCUUUUUUAAAUACAAUAUAAUGACUGAAAAAUAAUAAAAAAUCUUUUAAAAAGGCAGAGUCCCAUGCACAGCCAGCCAGAUAUCUUAAAACGAAGAAAACAAGAGCAUUUCUAUUGUUGCACUAAUUAUAAGACUAAAGUUCUACCAAAAUUUGAGACGAGAGUGCGCCAGAUCUGCAAUGACAUAAAUGCUCCAUAAACGCUCUAAACGCUUGUUAUGUAUUUUAAAGGUCCUUUUUUUCGCAUAAUGAUUGUGUCCCAACCCGUGGCCGUAGAGCUCACCCCAAAAUUACUCUGUCUGUGCCUUUCAGGAAAAAAUAGACCAGCCUGAAAAUGGCCUGUUGUUUAAAGCCAUGUUAAGACCAUGUUAAAAUAACCAAAGUAAUCUCAAAAGCCAAAUGUGA
Pangasianodon hypophthalmus (striped catfish) is the source of this 2238-nucleotide messenger RNA. RefSeq names its product adrenomedullin 2a (gene adm2a). Bases 250 to 753 code for a protein of 167 amino acids. The record is from RefSeq and is a predicted model, not a curated record. Gene Ontology annotation, molecular function: hormone activity. Gene Ontology annotation, cellular component: extracellular region. The transcript has 3 exons. Gene Ontology annotation, biological process: regulation of systemic arterial blood pressure; positive regulation of heart rate; adenylate cyclase-activating G protein-coupled receptor signaling pathway. NCBI's taxonomy places the organism in Eukaryota, Metazoa, Chordata, Actinopteri, Siluriformes, Pangasiidae.